Hyalella azteca is the source of this 939-nucleotide messenger RNA. RefSeq lists its product as uncharacterized. The transcript has 4 exons. The coding region runs from base 277 to 939 and encodes 220 amino acids. The record is from RefSeq and is a predicted model, not a curated record. NCBI's taxonomy places the organism in Eukaryota, Metazoa, Arthropoda, Malacostraca, Amphipoda, Hyalellidae.
GAAUCUGUGUUUGUUAAAACGUAAUUUUAAGAACUGUGUCAUAGACUAAACUUAACUAGUACCGUCUUACCAACUUGAAAAGUUUCUGAUAAAUUUGCAAAUAUGUGAUUGUUAAAAAAUAAUACAAGUUCGAUCCCCGGUCCCGAAAGAAUAGCUUUGUUGAAAUUCUAGUGGCAGUUGGAACAGAACUACAGUAAAGUGCUAACGUAAUUUUGCUAUACCACCUGAAAAUUGAGUGCAAGAUGAUUGUAUUGAACACGUUGAAGUAGCUUAGCCAUGUCCACGUACAAGCCUGAUUGUCGCAAGUUCCAAGCGAACAUCUUUAAUAAGAGCAAAUGUACGAACUGCUUUCGUCAACGUGAGGAACACUCCACGGAUGCUCUGGACUCCAACAGAGACCAAAACAUCGCCCCGAAACGCGUCCACUACCUGUUCGAUGGACCUCUAAUGUGGUCACCCAAAACUAAGGGUUGCCCGAGUCGCAUCCAGCGAAUCGUAGAAGGCCCUCCAGCCUUGGGCGAUUUAUCGGACGGGUGUCCUUCCUUCUCAGCUGUUAUCUUGGCGGCAAGCCGUGCGGUAUCAAAAUGCGGAUACCUCUUCGUGGCUCCCGACUGGGACUUCACCAUCCCUCUGUACAGAACCAAGGCUCUCUACACUAGUUUGAGCCUACGAGUUGUGUGGCGUGGCGCUGUGGCGGAGUGGCUGUGUGGGUCGCUCGCCACACUUCACUGUGUGGUGCAUGGUGGCGUGACGGCGUGGCGCUGUGGUGAAGUGGCUGUGUGGGUCGCUGGCGCUGUGGUGGAGUGGCUGUGUGGGUCGCCCGCCACAAUUUACUGUGUGGUGCAUGGUGGCGUGACGGUGUGGCGUUGUGGUGAAGUGGCUGUGUGGGUCGCCCGCCACACUUCACUUGUGAUAGAUUGCGCGUCUCAAGACUCCUGA